UCUCUUGCUUGAAUUUUCAGUCUCUUCUCCCAGCCGCCAUUAAAACCAGCACUCGCAAACUCCAAUUUCUCUUCUCCGGCAAUGGCGUCUAUCACCGCAAAUAAUCCAAUCUCCGGUAACCCACUAAUCUCAUUCCGUCCCAAAAACCCUUUACUUCAAACCCAAACUCUCUUCAAUUUCAAACCAUCAAUCUCCAAGCACUCCAAUUCUUCAUUUUCCAUUCCCAUUGUCCGCUGCUCCAUCCGCCGUAGACCGGAAUAUACUCCGAGUCACAUUCCCGAUCCAAACUACGUCCGGAUAUUCGACACCACUCUCCGUGAUGGCGAACAAUCACCAGGGGCUACAAUGACUACAAAGGAGAAACUGGAUGUUGCACGUCAGUUAGCUAAGCUUGGUGUUGAUAUAAUUGAGGCUGGUUUUCCUGCUUCUUCUGAAGCUGAUCUUGAAGCAGUGAAAUUGAUAGCUAAGGAAGUUGGGAAUGGUGUUUAUGAAGAGGGAUAUGUUCCGGUUAUUUGUGGAUUGGCGAGGUGUAAUAAGAAGGAUAUUGAUAAGGCGUGGGAGGCUGUGAAGUAUGCUAAGAAACCGAGGAUUCAUACGUUUAUUGCUACAAGUGAGAUACAUAUGAAUUAUAAGCUGAAAAUGAGUAGAGAUCAAGUUGUUGAGAAAGCUAGGAGUAUGGUGGCUUAUGCAAGGAGUAUUGGGUGUGAGGAUGUUGAAUUUAGCCCUGAAGAUGCUGGAAGAUCUGAUCCAGAGUUUCUUUAUCAUAUCCUUGGAGAGGUUAUCAAAGCUGGGGCAACAACCCUUAACAUCCCUGAUACUGUUGGAUACACUGUACCCGAGGAAUUUGGACAAUUAAUUGCUAAAAUAAAAGCGAAUACCCCAGGAGUUGAAGAUGUGAUCAUUUCAACACACUGCCAGAACGAUCUUGGGCUUUCUACUGCCAACACCUUAGCUGGAGCAUGUGCAGGUGCAAGACAAUUGGAAGUGACCAUCAAUGGAAUUGGUGAAAGAGCUGGAAAUGCUUCUUUAGAGGAGGUUGUAAUGGCCUUAAAGUGUCGUGGAGAGCAAGUACUAGGUGGCCUAUAUACAGGGAUUAAUACACAACAUAUACUCAUGUCAAGCAAGAUGGUAGAGGGUACGGGACUUCAUGUGCAGCCACACAAGGCCAUUGUUGGAGCUAAUGCCUUUGCUCAUGAAAGUGGCAUCCAUCAGGAUGGAAUGUUAAAACACAAAGAUACAUAUGAGAUUAUAUCUCCUGAAGAUAUUGGGCUUAAUCGUGCUAAUGAAUCUGGUAUUGUCCUUGGGAAACUCAGUGGGGUCAUGCUUUGCAAGCCAAUGCUUGAGCUUGGAUACGAGAUUGAGGGAAAAGAACUUGAUGACCUGUUCUGGCGAUUCAAAUCUGUCGCUGAGAAGAAAAAGAAAAUUACAGAUGAUGACCUGGUAGCACUGAUGUCAGAUGAAGUUUUCCAGCCUCAAUUUGUGUGGCAACUUCAAAAUGUACAGGUUACUUGUGGAAGUCUUGGCCUUUCUACAGCAACCGUUAAGCUCAUUGAUGCUGAUGGUCGAGAGCAUAUUUCUUGUUCUGUUGGAACGGGGCCAGUUGACGCGGCUUAUAAGGCAGUUGAUCUCAUUGUUAAGGUACCUGUAACACUCCUUGAGUAUUCCAUGAAUGCAGUCACACAAGGUAUAGAUGCUAUAGCUUCAACCAGAGUCUUAAUUCGUGGAGAAAAUGGCCAUACAUCAACCCAUGCCUUAACUGGAGAGACUGUUCACCGUACAUUUAGUGGAACCGGAGCAGAUAUGGAUAUUGUCAUCUCCAGUGUCCGAGCCUAUGUUGGUGCAUUGAAUAAGAUGAUGAGUUUCAGAAAACUAAUGGCGAAAAAUAACAAACCCGAAAGCAGUGCAGUCGUAUAAGUACUUCUGUGCUAUCAAGGUUAUGGAACUUUUGCAGCUGCACUGGAGCUUUAUCAUUUGUACAAAAUGUAGGAGGCUGUUCAAAGAAUUUGAGCCUGUAGUUUUCAAGAAAACAAAGCUUAUAUGUCUGGUAGUGCUUGAAAAUCAUCUAAGUUUAUGGUGUAUCAGUUGGAACAUUAGACACAUUGUCCAUAUAACUUUGUUCAUGCUCCCGUUUAACUAAUUUAUGAAUCUACAUACCACGAAGAUUUUCGAAAUG
Messenger RNA from Solanum pennellii, 2173 nucleotides. Its product is annotated as 2-isopropylmalate synthase B. Gene Ontology annotation, biological process: L-leucine biosynthetic process. Gene Ontology annotation, molecular function: 2-isopropylmalate synthase activity. NCBI's taxonomy places the organism in Eukaryota, Viridiplantae, Streptophyta, Magnoliopsida, Solanales, Solanaceae. The record is from RefSeq and is marked provisional. Gene Ontology annotation, cellular component: chloroplast.